This is a messenger RNA of Aureobasidium melanogenum CBS 110374, 1404 nucleotides long. RefSeq names its product betaine aldehyde dehydrogenase 2. The transcript has 2 exons. The coding region runs from base 1 to 1404 and encodes 467 amino acids. The record is from RefSeq and is a predicted model, not a curated record. Gene Ontology annotation, molecular function: aldehyde dehydrogenase (NAD+) activity. NCBI's taxonomy places the organism in Eukaryota, Fungi, Ascomycota, Dothideomycetes, Dothideales, Saccotheciaceae.
AUGGCUGAAACAAUUACCACAAUCUCGCCCAUCACCAACAAGGGUAUCAUCGAGCGCAAAGGCCUCAGCGACUCGGAGCUCAGCGACUUGGCCAGCAGAUCAGCUGAAGCCUUCAACUCAUACAAGAAGACCUCGCUGGACGAACGCAAGAAAUAUGUCAAGAAGGCUCUUGACAUCAUCACAUCCAAGCAAGAUGAGCUUGCCAAGGAGAUCACAGAACAGAUGGGUCGACCAAUCGCAUAUACCGCCGUCGAGGUGAAGACAGCCGUCGCCCGUGGCGAGUACCUGCUCAAGAUUGCCGAAGACGCCCUGUCAGAUACUCCUGGUGAGCCUCAGGAUGGCUUCAAGCGCUUCGUUCGCAAGGUUCCCCUGGGCCCUGUCCUUGUGCUCUUCCCUUGGAACUACCCAUACCUUACUCUCGUCAACUCAAUUGUUCCCGCUCUUCUCUCUGGCAACACUGUCAUCAUCAAGCCUUCCCCACAAACACCAACCAUUGCCGAACAAGUCGUUUCUGCCUUCAACGAAGCUGGUCUUCCCAAGGACGUCAUUCAAUACUUCCACUGCGGUGACUUCCAAAAGAUUGAGAAGUUGGUCAAGAAUCCCAACAUCCAGCUUGUCUGCUUCACCGGCUCCGUUGCUGGUGGUCUUGCCGUACAGAAGGCCGCAAGCGACAGAGUCGACUCCAGAGUCGGACUCGAGCUAGGUGGAAAGGACCCCGCAUACAUCAGGCCUGAUGUCGAUCUGGCAUGGGCUGCAGAAGAAAUUGUCGAUGGUGCUGUCUUCAACUCUGGCCAGAGUUGUUGCAGCAUUGAGCGCGUCUACGUCAAUGAGAAGGUUCACGACGACUUUGUCAAGGAAGUCCAGAAGGUCUUGGCCAACUACAAGUUGGGCGAUCCCUUCGACAAGUCCACACACGUUGGUCCUGUCGUUUCCAAGCGCUCCGCUGAGACAAUCCGCGCCCAUGUCAAGGAUGCUAUCUCCAAGGGUGCUCAGGAUAUGACGCCCGAGAACUCUUCCUUCGAGUCGCCGCCAGCCGAUGGAAACUACGUGGCUCCCGUGCUUCUGACUAAUGUUUCGCACAAGAUGGAUGUCAUGACUGAGGAGACUUUCGGACCUAUCAUUCCUGUCAUGAAGGUCAAGGAUGAUGCUGAAGCCAUUAAAUGGAUGAACGACAGCCAAUUUGGUUUGACUGCCAGUAUUUGGACAAAGGAGACCGAAAAGGGUUACGAACUUGCCGACGACGUCGAAGCUGGUACUGUCUUUGUUAACAGAUGCGACUACCCUGCACCUGACCUUGCAUGGGUCGGAUGGAAAGAGUCUGGCAAGGGACAGACCCUGUCAAAAUUCGGCUUCGAUCAAUUCUCCAGGCUCAAGAGCUACCACAUCAAGAACUACCCAAAAUAA